UCCCUCUUCUCCUUCUCUCUGAGUUCAUCACAGUUCUCUUCUUCUCGUCUUUGACUCGUUUUUUUUUUUUUUUCAAAUUUAUCCAAAAUUUAAAUAUAGAAAAAAAAUGCUCGAUUUGGAUUGGAAAACAAAGAUGGUAUCGUCCGAUAUGUCCUGCACAUCACCGAAACUCUCCAAUAAGUCUCGCGUUUCGCUCCCCUCUCCGCUUCGUGUCGUCGUCACCGAUUUAUCCGCUGCCCCGUCAUCUGCUUGUCUUGCUUACGAACAAUAUCUUCGCCUCCCUGAUCUCUGCAGGCUAUGGACGUCCAAAGAGUUUCCCGGCUGGAAGAACGAAUCCAUUCUCAAACCGGCGUUGCAAGCCCUCGAAAUCACGUUCCGGUUUAUCUCGCUCGUCUUAUCCGAUCCUAGACCGUACGUCAACCAGCGCGAGUGGAAACGUCGACUCGAGUCCCUGACUACUCGCCAGAUCGAGCUCAUCGCCCUCCUCUUUGAAGAUGAUGUCCAAGUCGCCGAGACUCGUGGAACUGCGCCUAUCGUCGAUGUCAGCUCAUCUAACGGUGUCUUGGCUCGUGAUAGGAGCUCGGCUGUGUGGAAGCAUCCGGGUGGAACUCCCGUCGUGAGUCGAGCCAGCGAAGCAAGCUUGCUUCCUCGGCUAGCUACCUGGCAGAAAUCAGAGGAUAUCGCUACCAAGAUCUUCUUCGCCAUCGAGUGCCAGAUGCAGAAGUGUCCAUUCACGUUAGGUUUGGGCGAGCCGAACCUUGCCGGGAAACCUAACCUGGAGUACGAUCUCAUCUGCAAGCCCUCCGAUCUCCAUUCCCUUAAGAAAAGCCCAUCCGAUCAAAAGAAUCUCGACAACCACGAGAACCAGACCCUCUUUACUACUCACCAGAUAUUGGAAUCAUGGAUCUUCGUAUCUCGGGAGCUUCUCCGACGUAUCGGUGAAAGAAUAGAUGCCCAGAAUUUCGAAAGAGCAGCAAGCGAUUGCUGGUUACUUGAACGAAUCUGGAAACUUCUCACAGAGGUGGAGGAUCUCCAUCUUCUUAUGGAUCCGGACGAUUUUCUCCGCUUGAAGAACCAACUCGGUAUCAAAGCAUCGGUGGAAUCCGAAGCCUUUUGCUUCCGGUCCAAGACACUGAUUGGAACCAUCAAAUCUUCGAAGGAUCUGAAGCACAAGGUCCCGGCGAUCUUAGGCGUGGAAGUAGACCCAAAGGGAGGGCCGAGGAUUCAAGAAGCAGCAAUGAAGCUAUAUCAUGGACAUAGAAAGGAAGAUAUCGAGAAAAUCGAUCUACUUCAGGCGUUGCAGGCCAUCGAAAAUGCUCUGAAAAGGUUCUUCUUCUCGUAUCGGCAGCUAAUAGGGAUGGUGAUGGGCAGCUUGGAAGUAAAAGGAAAUCGAGCUCUGGUGUAUAUGGAUUCUUCUGAUGCGCUGUCUCAGAUCUUCUUGGAACCAACAUAUUUUCCAAGUUUGGAUGCUGCGAAGACGUUUUUGGGGGACUUCUGGCAUUACGAGUGCGGGAUCGCCAGUAAGAAUGGAUCCGACAGAGAUCGGACCAAAUAGUAGUGAGACAAAUGUUGGAGAAGAACACGGUGGUUGACUCGGGAUGGAGUUGUAGACUCGUCUGGUUUACCUCACCCAACCGAGUACAACGCCGUCCGAGUUCGUUUUGAAAAUUAUAAUUAUUGACUUAUUUUUGCUGAAUUUUGUAGUUGAAUAUACUGAAUUCAGUUUACAACUUGUAACAAUUUUAAGAUGAUUAUAGAAAAUGUUAUGGAAAUUCUUUUCUUGGA
Messenger RNA from Nelumbo nucifera (sacred lotus), 1785 nucleotides. RefSeq names its product Hs1pro-1_N and Hs1pro-1_C domain-containing protein (gene HSPRO2). Gene Ontology annotation, molecular function: heme binding; metal ion binding. The record is from RefSeq and is a predicted model, not a curated record. NCBI's taxonomy places the organism in Eukaryota, Viridiplantae, Streptophyta, Magnoliopsida, Proteales, Nelumbonaceae. Gene Ontology annotation, biological process: defense response.